AUGGCAGGUAACGAGGGCUACGCCAGCGCUGUGGAACGGGCGAAGCAGGUCGCGUCUAAGUUUUCUAUGUCUGAUGACGGUUCCACGACCAAUGGAGGCAUAGCUGGCAUGAAACGCCCAGCUCAGGACGAUAAUUCAUUUGCUACAACUGAAAAACGACCUUUAGUUAUGGAUAAAGUUGCUGCUGCUGCUGAGGCUGCCGCCCGUAUAAAUCAAAAACUGGGCGGAGCGCCUCCGAAUCAGACUCCUCCUAGCAAUCCCAACGCAAAUGCUAAUGCCAAUCCGUCUCAAGCAACGAGUCGGAUAAUAUCUACCGAAACUUCGAUCCCUGAUAGAUAUGUUGGCCUCGACAAAAACGGCCCACCUGCACCUUCGGCAUACUAUAACUACGGGAACGUUACCACUAUUGAAAUGAUGGUACCCGGCAUGAAGGCUGGACUGAUUAUCGGCAAGAGUGGCGAGACUAUUAAAAACUUGCAAGAAGAACAUGGUGUCAAAAUGGUCUUGAUUCAGCAAACCAACAGUCCAACGCUAGAGGAUAAGCCCCUCCGCAUUACCGGGGAAGCCCAGCGCGUGGAAAAGGCGAGACAGGCUAUCAUGCACCUGAUGAAUUCCCGCGAUCGUGGGGGACCAAUGUCGCACAUGUACAGUGGCCAAGAAACUUCACAGUAUGCUGUACCUGCGGAGAAAGCCGGCUUGGUGAUCGGAAAGGGUGGUGAAUCAAUCAAGGAAAUCUGCCGGGUUAGUGGUGCGCACGUGGAAAUCUCUAAGGAACCACCGCCAGACCCUACCAUCAAGAUAUUCAAUGUUCGAGGAGAAAGGCACGAAAUUGAACAAGCUAUACGGAUGAUCUCAGAGCGUGCUGGUAUUCCUAUGACGCGGCCAACAACGGCCAGUUCUGCUGCACCCGGUCCUUGGGGUCAAUACGGCUACGCUCAACCAGAUCCUUGGAACAUGGGUGCCGCGAACGGAGCUCAAGGAGGAGUGGCCGCUGGAAUGCCGCCCCCUACGUUCAAUCCGUAUACAGGCCAACCCGAUUACAGCGCAGCGUGGGCUGAAUACUAUCGCCGUCAGGGUAUGCCUGAGUAUGCAGAUGCCAUAUUGAGACAAGCACAACAACCGGCGGCGACGACAGUGCAACCCGCCGCUCAAGUUCCGUCUGCCCAUAUCCCCCCUGCACAACCCGCUGCGCAACAGGCUGCUGCACCCACUCCAGUACCAGUACAAGGACAGCCAGCGGCUCCCGGUCAAUACGAUUACAAUCCGUGGCACCAGUGGCAGCAAUGGCAAGCUUGGACUCAGGCAUGGCAACAGCAGUCCGGAGCACCCAGUCAACCCGCUUCUGGAGGGGCUCCCCAGCCACCUGCAAUGCCCGCUGGCGCUCCUGGCCAUCCUCCUAUGCCACAACAAUAA
Molecule: messenger RNA, 1413 nt
Organism: Echinostoma caproni
Lineage: Eukaryota; Metazoa; Platyhelminthes; Trematoda; Plagiorchiida; Echinostomatidae
Source: the annotation of a GenBank genome assembly